AUGAAUGCGGGCGGCCCUGGCGGCGGAGAUAGUAAUGCGCCUACAGGGACUGAGUACACGCUGCAGGGAGUUAUGCGCUUCCUACAGCUGGAAUGGCACAACCAUGAGCGCGCAAGAAACGCCUGGGACAUCGAGCGCGCAGAGAUGAAAGCAAAAAUCGCGAAGCAGGAGGGCGAGGUUCGCAGCGCGAAGAAGCUGAAUGACCAGCUGAACAAGCACAUACGCAUGCUCGAGCAGGCAUUGACGAACGAGCGUGCCAAGAAUAAGGCUGCUGCUGCGGGAGGGGAUGCCCAAGCGGCAGCAGAUGAAAAGAAGGACGCAAAGGCUAAGGCGGCUUCCAAGAGUGGUAUGGAACCUAAAAAGCCACCAAACAAGCACCACAACUCCUUCCUCGACGUGGAUCCCGAACUCUCCGAGCGAGCAGAAGCGGAGCGAGACAACCUACGCGAGAAAUCGAGAUUAUACAUGAGGCAGUGUUUAGACGAGAUAACCUACCUUCUGACACCGCCCCCUCAACCGGCCCCACAGCAGGGCCUACAUGGGCUCGGGAACGGCUCCGGAUUCUUGAAUCAUGGGGAUGCUUCAAUGGAGGAGAUGUAUCUCCAGCAACAACACCGUCAAAAGAUGCAGUCGCAGCUGCCUACCAUGCCGAACACGUCUAUGCCCAAUCACCAACCGCCGUCCAUUCCUACCUCCGAGCUCCAUAAUCUACCUCACCAGGCGCAGCAGUUCCACCAAGCACCUCAGAUGACACGAGAGCCGUCCAGUCAGGUACCGCUCCCACCCCACUCCGGACCACCAACGGAGUUCUUGGGCCAACAAUCGCAAUCGCAGGCUCCGCAAAGCUUCGCAUCCGUGCCCGAGGAGCAGAUCGAAAAAGUUACCCACACAUUUGACAAUCAUGGGCGGCAAAUACCAAAUAGAGAAGAAGGGACUCUGGGUUCUACUCAGAUGAACGCAGCAGACUCGGAGAGUUGGAAUUUUGAAGAGCCAAUCACAGAGAUACCUCAGGAAGCGCCGCCUCCACGAAGACCGGACACUGAAAUGUUCCCCAGUGCAAAUAACAUCCCUUCCAAGUCUCCGCCACGCCAUGGAAAGCGAAGAACAAGUCUAGACCUGCACCGCAGGCGGCAGAGUCAGGGGGACACCCGUGAAGCCAGCGGCCAGGGUACCCGCUCUGACCCGCAGAACUUCAAGGUCCGAUUUGCUCUGCGCGGACAUCUUGAUGUCGUUAGAUCAGUUAUCUUCACCGGAGGCGGCAGUCCCACAGAGCCGGAAAUUUGCACAGCUGGCGAUGAUGGCAUGAUCAAGAGGUGGAUUAUCCCAGCCAGCUACGCCAACCAGCACAGUAUGAGCAACGAUCUCGAUAUCUCCCCAUAUUGGUCUCACCGAGGCCACGAUGGAAUAGUCACGUCUCUUGCAGCAUGUCCAUCUUCGGCAUCUUUCUCAACAGGCGGCCGAGUGUCUGGUGACGGAUGGAUAUUCUCCGGAGGACAAGAUGCUACUGUUCGAGUGUGGGAAAGGGGACGUGUGGAUCCAAAGGCAACGCUUGACGGCCAUACAGAUGCUGUCUGGACCGUCUGUGUCCUUCCGGCGACAUGCGCUUCCGUAUUCGGAACUGACUGUAACAACUAUGGCGGUCCAGAUCGGGUCCUCCUCGCUUCGGGAUCUGCGGAUGGGACCAUUAAGAUCUGGGCUGUGAGCGCACCUCCACAAUUGGUCUCGCCACAAUCGGGUUCACGAAGAGGUAUAGGAGGAAGUCGACGGCAUUCUGUUACCUCUGGGUCAAACUACCCUUCGUCGCCGCAGCCAAGCGUCGCUACCUCCACCCCGUUCCAUUACAUGCUCGUACAUACAAUCGAGCGAGCAACGCAUCCUUCACCGACUUGCAUCGCCCCGCUUUCGCCGGCAGGCGAGAACUUUGUGGUAUCUUUCUCGGAUGCUUCGAUCCUUGUAUACGACACUCGGACCGGCGAGGAGGUUAUCGGCAUGGCCAGCGCUGAGACGUAUGAUGGGACUCCUGCGACUGGGAUAACUUCCGUCGUUACCACCUCACAGAGCAUAGAGGGAACAGCUUCGCAGGAGACUGGCCGAGGCGUCUCCGAGGAAGAGGGCGUCGUGCAUGGCCCGACAGGAUCAAGUAGCGCCGGUGGCAUCGAAGGGGUGAUUAUUAGCGGCCACGAAGACCAGUUCAUCCGGUUUUACGAUGCCAAUUCUGGACAAUGUACAUAUAGCAUGCUAGCGCACCCCUCGGCCAUCUCUUCCCUCUCCAUCAGCAAGGACGGUCGCGAAGCUGUAUCGGCCGGUCACGAUGCGUCCAUCCGCUUCUGGUCGCUUGAUAAACGCAUUUGCACGCAGGAAAUUACCGCCCAUCGCAUCAUGCGCGGCGAGGGUGUUUGCAGCGUAGUGUGGAGUCAAGACGGGCGUUUAGUGGUCUCAGCCGGCGGAGACGGCGUUGUCAAGGUUUUCGCCAGAUAA
Trematosphaeria pertusa is the source of this 2478-nucleotide messenger RNA. Its product is annotated as striatin Pro11. The coding region runs from base 1 to 2478 and encodes 825 amino acids. Gene Ontology annotation, molecular function: protein binding. Lineage: Eukaryota; Fungi; Ascomycota; Dothideomycetes; Pleosporales; Trematosphaeriaceae. The transcript is spliced from 4 exons. The record is from RefSeq and is a predicted model, not a curated record.